AUGGCGCGUACGGCCGGCCGAGCACCUUUAUCCUCAAGUGCCAAGACAUCCUCCGCAAAGCACCACUCUUUUAAGGGCAAAGGCAAAGCGCAAGCGAAUGCGGCUGGGUACCUUAAACGCAAAGCUGCUUCAACCGGGAAGAAAACUCAAGACCAGGUCCAGGAUGUCUACGAGGAGUUCGAUGCAGACGACCGCAAGAGGAAGGCGCUUCCUGGGCGAAGGAAACUCCGCAAAGAGACAAAGCGGCUGGAGUACGAUUGGGGUGAAGACGGGUAUGCUGCCCGUGUGUCUGAAGAUGAAGGAGAAAAUGAGAGUGGAAGCAAACAGCCAAGGCUCUUUGGAGAGGGAGACGAGAUUGGCAGCUCAGAGGACGAGGAUAUUGAUAGCGACGCUGCAUUCGAGGACGAGGAUGGGGUAGCAGAUGGGUUUGGUGGUGUUUUCAAGCGGAAGAAACAGCCCACGAAAAAGAAACAACCCAAACCUCCAGCAAGGUUUGCGGAUGUCGAUCUAGACGAAGACGAAGAUAUCGGCGCUGCCCAUUCUGAAGUUGAAUCAAACUCGGAUUUAGAUGAAGAUGAGGAGGAAGAGUCUCUUGACUCUGACGUUUAUAUUGACGUUCUCGACGUUCUGGAUGGCAAAGGUCAAGUUUGGAAUGGGGAAGAAUCUGACAGCGAGUCUGGAGAACCGAAACCGAAACCUGCUGCCAAACCCAUCCCGCUGCGCGACCCGGUCGUGGAGUCAGAUGACAAUGACGAUGCUGCUGUCGGUUCAGAGGACGGCAACUCCGACUUGGGCUCAAUGGACAUAGACACCUCACCAGAAGCGCUAACCGCGUUACACAAUCUCAUUUCCUCCCUUCCUUCAGACGCGCCUCCUGCCAAACGCAAGGCUGACGGAGAUCUCUCGACCUCCGCGCCACGUAAAAGACGCGCUAUCAACCUCAAAGAACGUACUCAGGCGGGAGUUGAGGGAGAAUUUGCUGUUGGUACCGCAUCAUCUAGCAAGCUCACCCUCGAUGACUUCCUCCAACCUCUCGCAACAGAAUCGGGCAUGUCGGAUGUGCGCAAAAAUCUUGCCGCUCUCGACAAGAAAAAGACGAAGAAGAACGGGCCCGGAUUGCUCUCUGCUCCUUUACCUACGAGGGUACAAGACCGAAUAGAUCGGACAGCAGCAUAUGAAGAGACUCGCCAGGAGGUACAAAAGUGGGAAGGCAGUAUGAAGCUUUUGAGGGAAGCCGAGCACUUGAGUUUCCCGUUGCAGCAACAGAAGCCAGCCAAGGUGUCUAGUGCUGAACUGGCCAAUAAGUUCAUUCCAGCGACGAACCUCGAAACCGCAGUCUCGCGGCUCCUUUUGGCAGCACAACUAGCGCAAGAAGGGGAUAUUGCAAACACUGAAAACUCCCUUCUCGCACAAUCCGAGUUAUCUCCGGAAGAAAUCCUCCAACGGCGGAACGAACUGAGGAUGAUGCGCGAAUUGGCAUUCCGUGCUGAGGUUAAAGCGAGGAGAGUGGGAAAAAUCAAAAGCAAGGCAUUCAGGAAAAUCGCCAGAGGAAAGAAAAAGCGGGAGGCGAAUGUGGCCGAUAGAGCUGAUGGUGCAAGUGAUGACGACGAAGAGAAGAGGAUCCAGAGAGAGGUCGAGCGCGCAAAGUCUAGAGCGGGCUUGAAAGUCAAACGAAGUGCCAAGUGGGAGAAAGAAAGAACUGGUGGAGAUGAAGAGACGGAAAAUUUGAGAAGCGAAGUGUUGGAGAAUAUCGAUCGUGAGGAACGAUUGCAGAGACUUAUUCGUGGUGAAGACAGCCAUGGCGAUUUCGACUCGGACUCGGACUCGGACUCGGACAACGACCCUGAGAGCAUCAAACGCAAAGCACUCGCGAAAGUUGCUGCCCUUGACGAGGCCGAACUGGGACUCGACCCUAACAAAACCAAAGGCGUAUUCGGGAUGAAGUUCAUGCAAGAUGCAAUGCGACGCAAGGCAGCUGAGGCGCAAGGAAUAGUAGACGAUUUUGAGGCGGAGUUAGGGAGAUUAGAAAAAGAGACAACCGAUGAUGACACCGAGGGAGUUGUCAUACAGCGAACUGGCGGAAGGGUUGUCGCGCAGCCCUCGGAGGUCAAGAAAACCAGAGUCAAGACUGCACCAAUCACCACACAACCAGCCCCGUCAACCACCACUUUACGCCCAAUAUCAAUGGCCACUGCCACACGUUCCUUGCUCUCCGCUCCUGUCCCGGCUCAAGAAGAGGAAGAAAGCAAUCCAUGGCUCAUGAUGUCGGGUUCUUCAGGUGCCAAGCCAACGAAAAAGAAAAACACGGUAGUCGUCAGCAAGGAAAGUGGUGCCGCAGAUAGAGCGGGUUAUAAACUGGGCAAAGCCGAGAGGAAACACACGAAUGGGGCGAAUGGCGAUCCGGCUGAAGGCGCUGAUAUCGACUUGAAUAAACUACUCAGCGACGGCUACGACGAAUCGAAAAGCCAGAAGAAGAAAACAAACACAAAAACAGUUGACAAGGCCACUGAUGAGAAUUCAGACGACGAGCAUAAUAGUGAAGUUGAGGCACAGGAGACCAUGCUCGCAAACAAAAAAAGAGGUGCAGCUAAGCAAGGAGCGUUCGAACAACGCGAACUCGUCGCGAAAGCAUUCGCGGGAGAUAACGUUGUCAGGGACUUCGAAGAGGCCAAACAACGCGAACUCGCUUCCGACGCUCCUCAAGAAAUUGAUCUCACGUUACCUGGCUGGGGUUCUUGGGGAGGACCACACGCGUCAUCUAAACCUAACAAGAAAAGGUUUACGAAACACAUUCCAGGCAUCCUCCCAACGGCCCGAGCCGACCAUGGCAAGGCACACGUUAUCAUUUCAGAGAAAGUGGACAAAAAGGCCAGCAAGUAUUUAGUGAAUGACCUGCCAUAUCCGUACACUAGCAAGGCGCAGUAUGAGCGUAGCUUGGAAACGCCAGUGGGACGAGAAUGGAAUACUAGGGUGGCGUUCCAAAGGGGAACACUACCUAAAGUGGUUAAGAAGAUGGGGACCGUUAUCGAGCCAUUACAGAAACUUGUAUAG
Mycena indigotica is the source of this 3051-nucleotide messenger RNA. Its product is annotated as UTP14-domain-containing protein. Gene Ontology annotation, biological process: rRNA processing. Lineage: Eukaryota; Fungi; Basidiomycota; Agaricomycetes; Agaricales; Mycenaceae. The transcript has 6 exons. Bases 1 to 3051 code for a protein of 1016 amino acids. Gene Ontology annotation, cellular component: small-subunit processome; nucleolus. The record is from RefSeq and is a predicted model, not a curated record.